Molecule: messenger RNA, 636 nt
Organism: Saccharomyces paradoxus
Lineage: Eukaryota; Fungi; Ascomycota; Saccharomycetes; Saccharomycetales; Saccharomycetaceae
Gene: ERV25
Product: Erv25p
Exons: 1
Coding region: 1-636 (211 amino acids)
Biological process (GO): intracellular protein transport; endoplasmic reticulum to Golgi vesicle-mediated transport; Golgi organization
Cellular component (GO): Golgi apparatus; COPII-coated ER to Golgi transport vesicle; endoplasmic reticulum-Golgi intermediate compartment
Source: RefSeq, a predicted model, not a curated record
AUGCAGGUGUUACAGUUAUGGUUAACAACUUUGAUCUCUUUGGUGGUGGCAGUGCAGGGAUUACAUUUCGACAUUGCGGCAUCUACAAACCCAGAACUGGUUUGUAUUCGUGAUUUUGUCACUGAAGGUCAGUUGGUGGUCGUGGAUGUCCACUCGGAUGGUUCUGUUGGAGAUGGACAAAAGCUAAACCUCUUCGUGCGUGAUUCUAUUGGAAACGAGUAUCGUAGAAAGAGGGAUUUUGCAGGUGACGUUCGUGUUGCGUUUACUGCUCCAUCUUCUACAGCAUUCGACGUUUGUUUUGAAAAUGAGGCUCAGUAUCGUGGCCGUUCUUUGAGCAGGGCCAUUGAAUUGGACAUUGAGAGCGGUGCUGAAGCUCGUGACUGGAACAAGAUCAGCGCCAACGAAAAGUUGAAACCUAUAGAAGUCGAGUUGCGUAGAGUGGAGGAAAUCACGGACGAAAUUGUCGACGAAUUGACUUACUUGAAAAACAGAGAGGAGAGACUAAGAGACACUAAUGAAUCUACCAAUAGAAGGGUAAGAAAUUUCUCAAUUUUGGUUAUUAUUGUCUUGUCCUCGCUGGGUGUUUGGCAAGUCAAUUAUUUGAAAAACUACUUCAAAACGAAACAUAUCAUUUAG